Molecule: messenger RNA, 596 nt
Organism: Capsicum annuum
Lineage: Eukaryota; Viridiplantae; Streptophyta; Magnoliopsida; Solanales; Solanaceae
Product: B-box domain protein 30-like
Exons: 1
Coding region: 121-510 (129 amino acids)
Molecular function (GO): zinc ion binding
Source: RefSeq, a predicted model, not a curated record
AAAAAAAAAAGCAGACACCCUCCAUUCACAAACUCCUAUAAAUAACCCUUCUCUUCCAUAUUAUGGUAUGUUUAUUUCUCUCCAAUAAAUUCCUAUAAACUCCAUUUCUCGAAAAGAAAAAUGUGCAGAGGAAGUAAAGAAGGCGAAGAAGAAAGUCCACCAAUUUCAUUUUGCAAAGGGCCUUUGGAAGAAGGACAAGAAUCCACAAUUGUCUCUACAAUUUCAUGUGAACUCUGUAAAUCAGAGGCCUCUGUUUAUUGUCAAGCCGAUAAUGCAUUUCUUUGCUGGAAAUGCGAUAAAUGGGUUCACGCUGCUAAUUUCUUGGCUCGGAGACAUAUAAGGUGUCUUCUUUGCGGUGUUUGUAGAAGAUUAAUGCGGCGGUUUCUGAUCGGAGCUUCAUCGGAGGUGGAUUUUCUGGCGAGUGUUGGUUUGGUACAGAGAAGGAGUAGGAGAAAUGAAGAUUGUGAGGUGAUUGUAAGGUGCGGAUAUAUGUGGAAUACUAACUUAUGAAAAUAGAUUUAUUAUAUGUAUAAUGAAUCUAUUUUUCUUUGUGCGUAGAUAUUUCUUAAAUUUUGUUUCAAUAUCUUUUAAUAAUU